UUCUUCAUCAGAUCAUCACUUUUUUAACACUUUUUUUUUCACAAAUAUCAACAAACAAACAGCAUCAAAUUGGUGCUGGGGUAAUGAUGACAAGAAAUAUAAAUUUCAAAUCCAUCAUCACUAUCAAUGAUGAUGAUGAUGAUUAUCAUCAUAAACAACCAAAACAUUUUGAUCGUUGGCGUAGAAAAUUUAAGAAAAAUUCUGAAUCAAUUGCCAAAAUCAAUAAAAUGACAGCAACUACUACUGAUAAUCAAGAUAUUUUAGUAAUUAAUUCUGUGAUAAUUAACGAUUCUUUUACAAAUGAUGAUGAUUAUCAUCAAACAACAAAUAUGAAAAAACAACAGCAACAACAUGAUGAUGACAAAUUUUUCAAAAAUGGUGAUAAUAUUGAUGAUCUCUAUGAUUAUGAUGAUGAUAGUGAGAUCAAAAUACAAAGGCCUAAUUACAGCAACAAUGGUGAUCAAUAUUGUUGUCUUCGUAAAAGAUUUUAUCAUAGUCGUUCAUCAUCAUUAUCAUUAUUAACAUCUUCAAAAUCUUCAUCAUCAAUGAUCUUUAUGAUGAUGAUAAUAUCAUCAAUAAUAUUAAUGAUGGUAACAAUUGGUUAUUGUCGUCAUUAUAUAGCACCAGGUCCAUGUACAUGGACACAUAUUAUGUCCAAUAAUCAACAACAACAAUUAGUUCGUGAUAAUCGUUUCAAGUCAUCAUCAUCAUCGUUACCAUUACCAUCAUCAUUAACAACAUCGACAACAAAUGAGCUGAGUCAUAAUAAUCAUCAUCAUCACCAUUCAUCAUCUGAUACAUUAUCAUCAUCCGCAUCAUCAACAAAUGAUUUUGAUGUAUCAUUACGUUGUUCAAUACCAAUAUUAACGCCUUAUACAUUAAAUAUAUCACUUAUUGAUCCAAUACAUACAAUACGUUUAUUGAUACAAUGUUUUGGUACAAAUAAUAAUGAUAAUGAUAAUUUUGGUGGUGGUAGUUUUGAUGGUAAUUAUCAUCAUCAUCAUCAUCAAACAUUAUUUCAAUUUGAUGAUCAUCAACAUUCAUCGACAACAAUCAAUAAUAGACAAUCAUCAUAUCAACGUUCAACAUUACGUAAUAACAAUGGUAUUGGUAUUGGUAGCCAACAACAAUCAAUCAAUCAACCAUUUGAACAUUUACAUUCAUUACAAUCAUUACAAAUUGAUGAUUGUUUAUUUGAUCGUAUACCAUCCGAUAUAUUUCGUGGCUUAUUAUCAUUAAAAAAUUUAACAAUACGUCGUUCAUCAACAAAUAUUAUUCAGAAAAAUGAUAAUAAUGGUGAUCAAUCAACAUUGAACAUUGAUGAUGAUCUUAUUAUUGAACAAUAUUCAUUUCGUCAUAUUGAAUCAACUGUUGAACAUUUAGAUUUAAGUAAAAAUGGUAUUAAAUCAUUACCAAAUGAUUUAUUUUGUCCAUUUUUAACAUUACAUACAUUAAAUUUAUCAAAUAAUUUUCUAAAUAAUUUGGUUAGUUUUGGUCUUAUUGAUCCGGCAACUGGUCGUCUUUGUUUACAAGAAUUAUAUCAUUUAGAUUUAUCAAAUAAUCAUUUAGAAUUUGUACCUGAAACAAGUGGUGUUGCUGCAUUGAAAAAUUUACAAUAUUUAAAUCUUUCAUCCAAUCAUAUAACCGAAAUUACUGAAUUAGCAUUUUCAGCAUUACGACGUUUACAUGUACUUGAUUUAUCCGGGAAUCGUUUACGUACAUUACCUGGUCGUAUGUUUCGUGAUUCGGAUGAACUACGUGAAUUACAUUUGGCUAAUAAUGGUCUUAUUGAAUUACCUGUUGGCCUAUUUCAAGGUUUAUCUAAAUUACAAAUAUUAAAUAUUGCCGAUAAUCAAAUAACAUCCGAUACAUUAACACCGGAAACAUUUGCCGAUCUAAUACGUGUUAUAAAAUUAAAUUUAUCUGGUAAUAAUUUACAUCGUUUACCAGCAUCAAUAUUUCAAAAUCAAUAUUCAUUACAAAUAUUAUCAUUGGAAAAUAAUCAAUUGGAAAUUAUUGAUGAAGGUUCAUUUUCAACAUUAUAUAAUUUACAACAAUUAAUUUUAUCGGGUAAUCGUUUUCGUCAUCUACCGGAAUCAAUUUUAUCCGGAUUAUUUGUUUUACAACAUCUUUCAUUAUCAAAUAAUCAAUUAGAACAUAUACAUGAAGAUGCAUUUAAAAAUUGUAGCAAUUUACAGAAUCUGGAUUUAUCAUCAAAUCGUUUGACAACAAUUCCCAUGGCUAUUCGUUCAUUGAACAAAUUGUAUCAAUUAAAUUUAGGUGGAAAUAAAUUUACAACAUGGACCGAUUCAACAGCAUUGAUCAAUACAAAGAUUAAAAAAUUCGAUCUAAGUGAUAAUUAUUUAGUGAAUAUAUCACGUAAUGCAUUACGACCAUUAUCAAAAACAUUACAACAAUUAUAUUUGGGUGGUAAUCGUUUACGUUCAUUAGAUAAAGAUAUAUUUAUUGAUCUACAAAAAACAUUACGUUUAUUACGAUUAGAACGUAAUGAAUUUACUGAUAUAAUAUCAUCAACAUCGACAUCGACAUCAACAACAUUUCCAACAAUCAAACAAUUAGAUCGAUUACAAAUAUUUAAUAUUAGUUAUAAUAAAAUCAAACAUUUUGAUUAUUCAAUCAUACCGAACAAUUUGAUUAUAUUGGAUAUAUCGGGUAAUCGUUUGGAUAAAUUAUCCAAUCAAGAUUAUGAACAACAACAAUUACGUUUAGAACAAUUGAAUGUUAAUGAAAAUCAAUUGAAAGAAAUAACAGCAAUAUCGAUACCGAAUUCAAUACGAAUAUUAAAUAUACGACAAAAUCGUUUGGAAAAAAUUGAUCAAUUUGCAUUUGUUGCCAAACAUAAUAUAACAUUUGUUGAUUUACGUAAUAAUUCAUUACGUCGUAUUGAUAAUAAUGCAUUUCGUUUGGGUGUCCAGCGACCAACAACUGGUUAUUAUCAAUCAGCAGAUUAUCGAUCAGCAUUAUCAAUAUCAUCCAUUGAUUUGGAACAGAUAGAAGAUAAUGAUAAUGGAAAAAAUCUGCCCGCACCAAUAUUUUUAAUAUCUGGAAAUCCAUAUUUUUGUGAUUGUACAAUGGAAUGGCUGCAACGUGUUAAUCAAUUAGUUGGUGGUGUAACCGGUUCUGGUCAAAUAUCAACAUAUCCAAAAAUUGGUGAUCUUGAUCAUGUUGAAUGUGAAUUAGCAUUUUCUCGUCAAUCAUUAGCUAAUAAUCGAUCUAUUUCUACUUCUGCUGCGACUAUUUCGAAUGAAUCAACAACAGCAACUGCAAAAUCUAAAUCAUCAAAUAACCAUCGAAUACCAUUAUUAUUAGCAAAUUCAUCCAAUUUUCUAUGUCGUUAUCGUUCACAUUGUUUUGCAUUAUGUCAUUGUUGUGAAUUUGAUGCUUGUGAUUGUGAAAUGAUGUGUCCGGAAAAUUGUACCUGUUAUUAUGAUCAAACAUGGAAUACAAAUAUUGUUGAUUGUAGUGGUGGUCAUUAUCAACAAGUACCAUUACGUAUACCGAUGGAUGUUACAUCAUUAUAUUUGGAUGGUAAUCAUUUACAAAUAUUAAAUCCACAUACAUUUAUUGGACGUAAAAAUCUACGCAUAUUACAUUUAAAUCAUUCAUCAAUUGAACAAAUAUCGAAUCGUAGUUUUAAUGGUUUAGUUUAUUUAGAAGAAUUAUAUUUGGAAAAUAAUCUAUUAACAGCAUUAUAUGGUUAUGAAUUUGAAAGUUUACAUUAUCUGACCAUAUUGAAUUUGCAAAAUAAUCGUCUAUCAUUUAUAAAUGAUAAAACAUUUUAUCAAUUACGUUCAUUACAAUCAUUACGUAUUGAUCAUAAUCAUUUACAAACAUUUGGUCAAUGGUUUGCUAUUGAACCGACAUCAUUGACAAUUCAAUCAUCUGUCAAUCAAAAUCAUCAUAUUCUUCAUCAUAAUCAUCAUCAUCAUCAAAAUAUAUUAUCAUUACGUUUAGGUGAUAAUCCAUGGUCAUGUCAAUGUCAAUCAUUAUCAAUAAUGUAUGAAAUAUUAUGGCAAUUACGGCAACAUAUAUCGGUUAUUGAUUAUCAACAAAUACGUUGUCAACCAAAUGGUUCAACAUUAUUUGUUGGUGGUAGUUCGGCAAAUCAUUUAAUUGAUAAAUGUAAUCUGACCCGACAAUAUUAUCUAAUGUUAAAUACACCAACAUCGACGACAACAAACGGUGGGUUAUUGAAUCCAUUGAUCGAACAAUCAUCAUCAUCAUCAUCGCCGAUACAACAUCAAGAUUAUUAUCCAGCAACAGUAAGACCACCAACACCAGCACCAUCACCAUCAUUACAUCAAUCAACAUCAUCAUCAUCAUAUCCACAGAAUGCAAAUAAUUUUGAUUCAAUUUAUCAUCAUCAAUCAAGACCAAUAAACAAUAACAAUCAAAAUAAUAAUAAUAAUGAUGAUGAUGAUGAUAAUGAUCCUGAUCUUACUUAUCAACCAAUUGAUCUAUUAGGUGGUUUAAGACCAAAAUUAUUACCACCAUCACCCCCACAAUUACCACCAUCGAUACAAAAUCAAUCAUAUUGGCCAUCAGGUUCACAUUUUUCAAUACCAUCAUCAUCAUCAACGACGACAUCGAUGACAUUUAAUUCAUCAUCAUGGUUUUGGAUGAUAUUCAUACCAUCCAUUCUUCUGAUAUUAUCAAUGACAUUAUUUUUAACAAUACGUUUUAAACAAGAUAUACAAUUAUGGUUUUAUGGUCAUUAUGGUAUACGUUUAUUUGAAUCGGGAUUUUGUUUUGGUUCCAAUGAUAAUUCAUCAUCAAAUUCUGGUUCUGGAUCCGGAUCAAUUGGAUCUACAUCAAGAUCACGUAAACGUAAUGGUCGUAAUGGUAAUAAUGGUAGUGGUUUUAAUGAUAAUUAUGUUCGAGAUAGUGAAAAAUUAUUUGAUGCAUUUGUUAUUUAUGCUCGGCAAGAUGAAUCAUUUGUUGCUCAACAAUUAGCAGCUGAAUUAGAAUGUGGUUAUCCACCAUAUCGUUUAUGUUUACGUUAUCGUGAUUUACCUGCACCACCACCACCAACGACAACAGCAACAAAUUUAGAUUCAUUAACAACAACAUCAUCAUCAUCACCAAUAUCCAAUGGUAUAAUGUCAACAAAAGAUCAUGGUUAUGCAUUUGAUGCUGUUACACAAGCAAUUGAAUGUUCACGUCGUACAUUAGUUGUUAUAUCGGAACAAUUUUUACAAUCAGAAUGGUGUAAAUUUGAAUUAAAAGCAGCACAUCAAGAAACAUUGACCAGUUGUAAAACACAUCGAUUAAUUGUUGUUGUUGUACCGACACAGCAACAACAACAACAACAACAACCAUUAGUUAGUUCGCCAAUGACAUCUCCUACAUUAUCAACACAAAUUCAAAUGAAUAACAAUAACAAUAAUAAUACACCAGCUAAACAAGCCGAAUCAUUAUUACAACGUUUAGAUACGGAAACAAAAACUUGUAUACGUGGUGUAACAAUAUUAACAUGGCAAGAACGUCGUUUUUGGGAAAAAUUACGUUUUGCAAUGCCAGCUAAUUCUACAGUUGGUAUUAAUCAUACUGGUAAUGUUAACAAUACUACUAGUGGUGGAUUAUCAUCAUCAUUAGGUGUUAUUGGAUCAAUGAGUGGUGCACUUGGAUCAUUAACAUUUGGUAAUAAUAAUAAUACCAUGAUCAGUAAUAUUGGUAGAAAUCAUCAUCAUCAUCAUCAACAUCAUGGACCAGUUGUUGUUGAUAAUUUAAAAGGACGUACAUCGACAGUUGUUGUUACAACAAAUAAUUGUGGUUAUCCAACAUUACAACCAUCAUCAUUAAGUUCAUCAUCAUCAUUGGCAAGAAGUUCAAUUCUUUAUGAUACAACAACAUUGAACAAUCAUCAUCAACAACAACAACAACAAAUCUAUCAACAUCAUUAUCAUUAUGCACAAUUACCAUCAACAACAACAACAAAUCAAUCAGAUCGAUCAACAAUUAAUCAAUCAACAAUGUCAUUACAUAAAUUAGGUAAAAAUAAUAAUAAUACAUUUCAAACAAAACCAUUACCACCGCCACCAAAUCAACCAUUACCGCCAUUGCCAUCAUCAUUGAUUAAUAAUAAUAAUAAUUCUGUUAUACAAAGUCCAUUACUUCAUUCAAAUCAUCAUCAUCAACAACAACAACAACAGGCACCACCUCCAUAUGUAGAAUAUACAAAUCAACAACAACAAAUGAUUAUUGAAUCAAAUCCAGAUUGUACAAAUCAACAACAAACAAUGUUAAAUUUACAUGGUAGACGUCCACAACAAUCAUCUUAUUAUUUAACACAACAACAACAACGUACAAGGGCGCCAUUAUAAUUUUUUUUCCUGUUUUUGUUUUGUUUAAUUUUGUAAAUAUGAAUUUUCAUUUUCUACACACACA
Dermatophagoides pteronyssinus (European house dust mite) is the source of this 6408-nucleotide messenger RNA. RefSeq lists its product as uncharacterized. NCBI's taxonomy places the organism in Eukaryota, Metazoa, Arthropoda, Arachnida, Sarcoptiformes, Pyroglyphidae. Gene Ontology annotation, molecular function: signaling receptor activity; protein binding. Gene Ontology annotation, cellular component: plasma membrane. Gene Ontology annotation, biological process: signal transduction. The record is from RefSeq and is a predicted model, not a curated record.